AUUCGGCCGACAACAUGGCGGAGCUUGUUGUGAAGACGAAGAAACGCUGAAGUUGGAACUGACAUUUCCCUCUCAAUAUGGGGGUGAUUGAGAGGACGAGGGGGGUAGAGCGAGACGAUGACGAAGAGAGUGUGUACAUGUACUCCUCCCGCCCCACCACUCCCGGGGACCGGAAGGGUCUGCUGGUCAGAUUCCAGCUGGUCAGUCGGACUCAGCCGUGUGUAGCCCACCACUACAUGUCCGUGAAUCUAAAUACCAAGCUCUCCGAACUCAGACGACCCGUCAACACGCACUUCAAAGCGCACUUCGACGGAGGUUUCAUUUUCCUGUGUAAGACCAAGGAGAUCAUCAAGGCCAGGGAGAGACAGCUGACGAUAUUCGAUAUCCUGCCAAAGCUGCCGAAUAUUUCCCUGAGUGACAGUGCCAUAAGGGGAGGCAGCAGGAAAAAAUUGCCUUCUGACAGCUUUUUAUAUCCGGGUGUGCAAUACAAGGAGCUGUCAUAUGACGAUGAUGGGACACGUCAUUUAGUGAUGUGUGCGUGUGUGGUCUUCCUGUUUGAGCGGAGUAAGGUCAGCCACUGGCCACCAGACAAACUGCAAGAGGAACUCAGUGCCGGAAUGCUGGAGGGUUUCAGCUUCAUUCCAAGUGACAUAAUGUCUUGGAAGGAAAAACUCGUCGAAAGUCGGGCUACAACUAUCCAUGGUUAUGCUGCAUGCAACCAAAAGAAGGAGCUGGAGACUGCAAUUCACCAACUACCAGAGUUCGCUUACGUGCAGAACAUAAGAGAUCAGAGAGGCGCAGUACCUCUCCACUACGCUGCAGAGAACGGGCACCUGGAGAUAUGCGAAAUUUUGGUAGCCGCCAUUGGUAGAGACCUUAUAUAUCAGCAGGAUGUGAACCAGAAAACACCCCUCCACUGUGCUCUUUACAGGCGAAAGAUGAAAACAAGUGUAUAUCUCCUCCAGUUAAACUCCGAUCUGGUACGUCCGGAUAUACACGGAAAUACCUGUAUAGAUUUAGUCCUCCAGCAGUCGAGCAAGGAUUUUGACUUCAUCAUUUCAAAACUUCAGAUAGACUGUGUCGACGACGUCCUUAAAUACCACCUCGCGAGAUUCGUCAUGAAGAAAGGGGAUAAAAAGCUGUCUAAGAAAUUAACUGAGAGAGUUGCACCUUGUGCUGAUGAUAAACUUGGAGAGGAUCUACUUCACAUUGCAGCUGACAUGGGUGACAAGGAGAUUGUGGAACAUUUGAUCUUAAAUACGUUUGAUUUGUCAAAAAGAGACAUAAAAGACUAUUUGCCGUUCCACAGAGCAUGUGCCAAAGGAAAUAAGGAAAUUGCAAGUUUGUUGUUCUAUCCAGAUAUGAAAGAUUCUGAUAUCUGCAAGGGUGUUACAUUAGCAGUGAAACAGAAGUGUUACGCAAUCUGUGCAGAAAUACGUGCGAAGAAGCCAUCUCUCGUCUUAGACGAAAGUUCCGUGUGUAUAAUUACGCAACACUUAGACACAAUACUCAGCAAAGUCAGCAAAGAGAGAAAGACCAGAGAUAAAGAACUAAAAGACUGGGAAAACAUCCUGAAGAACGUCAUUCCACUGUUGCAGAAGGAAGAAGGUGUAUUGGAAACAUAUGUUUUCGACUGUGCCCGACACAACCUACCAGAUGCCUUGAUACUGCUCAAGUCGUUGGGAGUAAGUUUCAAUGACAGAGAUUUCACGGGGAGAUCUCCAUUGCAUGAAGCAGCAGAGCGGGAUAGCUGUAAGGCAAUCAAUAUUCUUUUGAAGGGAAAAGCUAAUCCUAAUGCAGUCGACUGGAGAGGAGGUAGUCCACUUCACUAUGCAUGUGCAAAAGGACACUUACAGUCUGUCACACUGCUGAUGAGCUUAGGUAAAAAAAUUGAAGCAGAAAAUCAAAAUGCAAGUGGAAGAACCCCUCUGCUUGAGGCUGCCUAUUCCCGUAAAUUUGAAGUCGUACAGUACUUGCUUUCUAAUCAUAGCAAAAUUAUCAAUAUACGAGCUACGGACAGCUGCGGGCAGAGUAUACUUCAUUAUCUUGUUGGAAUACCGGACAAAAUGGUUGAUCUUGUCCUCGCGAAAUACUCGUCUGUCGAAAAGACAGACACAGGGAAAUGUUUCAAAAGAACACUCUGGACGGAUUCAGUAAAACACUCUGCUUGGUCUCGACACAUCACUGCGUCUCGCUUCCGAGCAAGCACAUUCUUUGAAAAAGUCGGAGAAAUGUAUUAUACGGAUUCAAAAACAGGAGAGCAGAUGAAAGGACCCUUCAAUAAUGGACUGAAUGUGGCGUCUUGGAAUUCACGGACAGAUGACGAAUCUAUUGAAAAUUUGAAACAUGGGAAGUCACCGAAGAAGGAGAUGAACGAGUGCACAAGAUGCAGAGAUUUCGUUGGCAAGCUGUCCACAUAUCGAGGGCCUCACAGAUGCACGUUGGCGGGGAUCCGACAGCAUGAAGGAGAGGGUGCGAUACGAAAGACUGUUCAGAGGGCUUUUAAGCAUCAUUUUGUCUUUCAGCAAGAAGUCCUCUCGCCCGUGUUUAACGCGGCAAAAACAGGAAAUGUUAUGUUGGUAAAGAAACUGUUGAAGUUUGACCCGGCAUAUAUGAACGAAAGAGAUAACUUCGGUAGGAGUUUAAUAGAACUUGCCAUCGAUCAAGGAUUUGUGAAACUUGUGCAAACUCUGUCAGAUCUGCAACCAUCACAGCCUAACCCGGGUCUUGUGUAUAGAGUCCUUAUGCAAAAGAAAAAGACAAAGAGCGACAAUACACGGAAGGCAUUACUGAGCUCUCUGAUUGCUAAAGGGCAUUUCGUCGACAAGAGGCUGGAGACAGGGAAAGUCACUCACGACGGAUGUACAAUUCGGAAAGGGAAAUUCUGCCAUAGACAAUGCUACUUAAAGGGUUAUACACCAUUAGAAGUCGUCGUAAGAAACAAUGAUGAAGAUUUAUUCAAGUUAGUUUUAGAUAAAUCUUCUGGAAAGCACAAAGCUAUUCCAUUAUUGCUGGCAGCUUACAAAGGACAUCACGCAAUGCUGGAGAUCAUCAAAAAGAAAACGUAUUCACAGAAGAAGGAUAAAAAUGAAGAAGACGACGAAGAUGACGAUGACAAGGAAGAGGAAGAAAUUGACGAACGCGUUUUGCUAGACAUUACAUGUCGAAGCCCACACAUCACGGUGGAUUUGAUAAAGGUCAUAAGUAAACUGUAUCCUGAAAUGUUGGAACAGAAUACCGAGGGAUUUCUGACAGAUCACCCGAGGCGCAGGCGAUACCUGCUGUUUGAUAUACCAAAGCAAUCGUUUCCAGAAUCAACUUCGCUUGGAAAACUUCUUUCGUUAGUGUAUGAUCGAAAAACGAGAAUAUUAUCUAAGUCUAAGAUAGAAGACAAUGCUUGCCAGCUGAUCGACGAGGGGAUUAAUCUGGGCAAAAUUUUUCACAACACUCAUUCCUCCCGUAGAAAAGACAACACAUUCACACAUGGAUGUUGCGAAUGUUUACUCACAGCUAUGGAGGGAAAGUUCUAUAAGGUAGCGGAACGCAUUUUACAAAAAUAUGCAUCAACACUUUGGAAGUGUGCUAUGGGCUCUAAGCCAUGUCAAUUUCAACAUUCUUUCAAGAAAAGGAUGUUUAAUCGGAAAACGAAGCACAUGCAUGAACCGCAAUACAUCGAUUAUAUGCUGAUGCUAGCAUGUUCCGAGGAAGCACCUAAGAAUAUCCUACAGCUCUUACUACAAAAUGGCUUCAAAGAAUUUGAUGCAGACACCGUCAUUUCACUGGACGAUAUGGACGAAAUGACGAGAUCCAACGUAGAAAAAAUUAAAGACCCCUUUAUCCAGAAGAUAGUUUACGUCACCCAAUUAAUGGCAAUACAGCGUAAAGGAAGGCCUGACGUUCACAAGUUGGUCCGAUUGAUCCCAAAAACGAUGAGCGUUCUCGAGCAUAUCGAUCACAAACUCUUUAAACAACCAAAAAGACUGGAUGAUAUCGGCCCUUUUAUCCAUAUGUGUUGUUGUCUUUCAAUGAAUGGUCGGUGUGGAUACGACAUUAGGAUGGUCAAUAAUAAACAACAAUACGUACCAGUGGACCUACCUGAGGGUCUCUCUCUUCUCCACAUGGUAUGUGCGCUGGAAAACGUCGAGCAUGUGAAAGACCUCAUCAAGUGUGGGACAGAUGUUGACAUAAACAUGGAGUCAACCGACGGCAUCAGGGCGGUUGAUGUCGCAUCUGCUUGUGGAAACUGGUCUGUGUUUAAAUUCCUCCUCGAUCAGGAAGCUAAAGUAAACAGUGACACCCUCCUUGCUUGCUGCGCCCAAGAAAGACACAAAGGAAUGCACUAUUGGAUUGACCGAUUGCAUGCGGUCCAUGGUAUGACUCCGGUCCUGGAGAAACAAAGGCUGAAGAUUGCAAAGGAGUUAUGUGGCAGGCACGACACGGUAAACCCUUUGUCGUAUAGUCAGGACACAGAUGAGUGUCCUCUUGGUGCAGCCCUUCACUCGAAGUUCUGGGGAGUGGCGGAGUACCUGUGUACAUUGACGGCUGGAGCCGCUGCCAUACCGAUGUUACAAGGCAUCAACAAAGACAGCAAAACGGAAUGGGCUUUAGAAGCGCCAAAGGACCUGAUAAGAAUGAUUGUGGAGGCUUCGGUGAAGCAUUCCGCUUCUCCGAUUUCAGGGAAAUCCUCUUCUCCGAUUGCAGGUCUAACACACGUGCUUCAAACCAUUACAAAACGAUCUGAUUUCAAGCUAGUGGAAAGUGUUGUUAAACAGCUUGAUGCUUUAAUGGCAGAUGAUGGGAAGUGGCUAGAAAUGUGCAGAGAGACAGACAAACACGACAUGACUAUUUUACACUAUCUAUCACAAAUCGGACAUGCACGUGCGAUAGAGACCAUUUUGAAGCGUUUACCGACAUACACAAACAGAAAGGACGUCAUUAACAAGUACGACAGAGCAGAAGCAUCCACUCUUUGGUAUGCUCUUGCAAACAAACACUGGUCUACAGCAACCCUUCUACUAACAUUCGGAGCAAACGGAGAUACCGUAAGGGCAAUACCUGACUUUGAACCCAAAAGGGCAUGUUCCUCUGAAAAACAGAAAAUACAGGAUAGAGAUUUCAAACUUAAAAGUGAAUCUCACAAGAAUGGAGUUCGUGCUUUUCCAAUUGUGAGAAAUGAUUCAGUUGAAGUUUCCUUGUGUUUUGUUCCGUCAAGCGUCUUCUAUACGGGCAAGAAAGAGGUUAUUCCUGAAACAACGAACAAACCAAUUCAAUCCAAUCAAAUCACUCAUAUCUUACCGGCAACUGAUCCGGAAAAAAAUGCUGUUAAAAGACUCAUUAGAAUCGCGCAGGCAGCGGACGCAGUAGGAUGUGACAUCAUACAUGCCGCGUGUGGUACAGGAAACACUGACCUUCUUCGGGAAAUCCUGAGGUUACAGCCAAAUGCUUUUAAUCAAAAGGAUGAUCAGGGUUACUAUCCAUUCGCUUAUGCAAUUAUUGGGGGAAACCAAGAAGUGAUAGAUUUGCUGAAAGAAAACAUGACAAGUGAAAUAGCUGUUAAUUCGUUAGAACCCUUAAUUUGGAAACUGGCGUCUUCAGAAAAAGGCAACAAGCUUCGCAGAGCAUUUUCACAACUUCUUGGACAUAUUUGUGUUAAUUCUGAAAUGUGUAAAGAGGAGGAAAAAGAUCGAAUGAGACUCAAGAAGAAACUUUUUCCUUUCCGCUGGGGUGAUUUUUCAGACUUAUGUUCAAUAGAAAAGCAGACAUUUGAAAAGUGUUUACGGGAAGAUGGCGCAGAAAAAGACAGCAUUGAUCAAGUGAUGAAAUACAUUGAUAUUUUACGCAAGAUGCUUCUUAGUAGACAUCCAUUGGAUUCGUUUCUCUAUCUAAACCCACAAAAAGACACCGACUUGUCCGACGAGUGUGCAAAAUUACUUCUUACGGUUUUACUCACCCACAUGAAGGACCUCGAUUCUGGAAGCAUAUUAUCUCUCGUGAUGAUACAGAAAUCUUGGAUCUUAAAAGAACUAAUGGAAAGCAACGUUGCAAGGGAUACCCUCAUGACAAUGAAGAAGCAAAUAUUGUGGAAAUAUUCCAUUGUUGAUUGCUUAUUCAUAUUUGCUAACCCCGAAGAUGAGCGGUUUUAUAGCGAAGGAGGUAGUCAACACAAACUUGACAAACACGUUAAAGAAAUGAUGAACCGAUACAGUUUGACCUUGUCGCCAGGUAUAGGAACGUUAGCGGUGCACAAGAACCUUUGGCUUUUUCUUGAGCAUGCCUUGUUUCAAACAUUUGAAAGCGAAGGAAGUCUCAGUGACGAAUGGCAUUCUAUUCUUGCGACCGGAGCAGAGCGUGGACAACUACCGUUCCUCAGGUCGAUACUGGACAAACUCCACAUACCACGAAUGACAGCCGAUCAGAGGUCUUGCUUUACUGCGUAUCUCUGCCUGGCCUGUAUGGCGGGGAAAACAGAUGUUGUCAAGUACUUACUGCGGCACAACGUACCGACCGUCGGUUCUAUGGAUGAAUACCCAAUACGUGAUAUUCUUGGAAAACACCACAAAAAGACAUGGAACAUUUUACAUUAUGUGUUUUACAGUAAAUCAGAAAGUACCCUUAAAGAAAUAUUGAGUGUUUUAAAAACCGAAAGGGAAUUUCUGAAAAAUCUGCAAGUCGACGAAUGCAUCAUGCAAAGUGGAAAGACAGGUCGUCCGGGAAUCGUAAAUCAGAUGGUUCAGUUCCUUUCAAUGACAAAAAAUGAAGUUGUUCGACAAAGAGAUUGGGACAAAAUGCUGCAGAAAGCAUCGAGCAAUGGACAUGAAGAUCUAUGCAUUUAUCUCAUUGAGAAACAGUCGGCAAACGCAAUUACGUCCGACAAUAGCAAUAUGUCACCGUUACAUUACUGUGGUUACUUCGGGAUGGAAAAAUUAGCAGCGAUUAUCGUAGAAAGGCAACCAUCUGCAUUGGAGAAAGUCGAUAGUAGAGGUCUGACUCCAAAAGACUAUGCAAACGCAAUGGGACAGCUACGAUUACUUAAGGGAUCCAAACAAACUCUGAAACAGCAAGCUGCUGAAUGUGACGGCUGGCUAAGAUGUCUUCUUCAAGGAAACGCCUUCAUUCAACAUAAUUCUACUGAAGUGAACAUUUCGCCGCACGUCUUUGCUCAGAAGAGAAAUCUCACUUUAAAAAAUCUACUACUGCGCUCUGACGACCAUGCGUCGGAAAACAUCAUCAGAUGGUCUUCUCACGAAUUCGUUCGUAUGGCAGUUGAAGAACCACAAAAGUGUGUCGAAUAUUUUAUCUUGGCAGCAUUUUACAAAUGCAAUAAAGCCCUGAAAGCUCUAUGUGACAUAUUGCAUACUUCGACUGACAAAACUCAUAACCUUCAAUCGCUGCUGCUGAGGGAUGGACACGUAAGGGAGACUUCUACAUCUCGAAAUGGGGAUCAAGACGAAAGUAGGAAGUUAACAUCUAAACGUGGAAAUGGUCUGACGCCACUGGGCUGGGCAAUAUGCUCACAAAACAUGGAAGGAGUUGACAUCCUAAUGGGAAAGGAGACAUGUCUAACAUGGAGAGACAAUUUUUCCCUGGAAAACAUACUUCACCUUGCAGUCAAAACAGAAAAUGUUUCAAUCGUAAAUCAUGUCAAUGACAAAACUGAAGGCAAACUGAUAUCCGAGGAGGACAGACAAAAGGUAACACCUUUAGCCGUUGCUGUUGCUCUAGGUCUUCAUCGGAUAUUAAGAGUUUUGACAAGAAACAAACUGAAAUCAAUAUCAUCGUCUCAUGAAAAGCAUGCAGGAAACCGUGUGGACUAUGGGUGUACCGAUUGCUUGUUAGACCAUUGCAUUGGUUGGUCUAAAAACUAUCUCAAUGGUGACUUUGAGAUGACUUCAUCAGAAGAAGAAGAGGCAAGGAUUAUAUUUCAGAAGAAGAACAACAGAGGCUACGUUUCGGAACGUUUACCAUUCAGAUCGGUUUUUAAAGUCCGUAAAAUACCUUUCUCUGUCCGACACUUGUGUGUGCUAAAUGCAGAUGAAGAGUCAUACCAACUACACAAAAUUCAUUGCAUAAGUGCAUUGGGUGGACCAAACAGCAAACUUGUAAAAUCAGCAUUAUUUUCUAUGGGAUACAAAGUAAAUGAGGAAAUGCUACAGUGGAUAACUCUGCGCUCACUUACAGAUCCAUUUGAGGCAGCGAAGAAAGCAGUUAGAGCUGGUUACAAGGGGUUGGCUGUCAAAUUUAUUCCGCAGUUAAACGAUGAACAAGCACUCGAUAUAUUUGAAACUGCAGCAGUUGAUGGGAAAGCAUACCUCGUUGAACAAUGCCAGGAGAGGUUUCUCUCUCUAAUCACAAAUACUGCAGUGAAAACUUCAAUCGUCGAGUCAUCGGUGGCAUUUGGACAAAUAGCUUUAGGUAUUCGCUUACUCAGAUUGAUACAGACAUCAGGAAACACAGAGCAGUUUGAUGCCUUUCGUGAUAUUAUUGAGGCUAUCCCACAGAAGAUUCGUUGGUUGAUGGAGGACCAGAUUCCUGGGAACGAUCAAUGGCUUACAGAUAUAGAACAGGGUGAUCGGUUGACACUUCCUGACCUAUGGCUUUCCAUGGACGAAACCGACCCACUACGGCAAUAUAUUGAAGAGAAGAUUAAGGUUGACAAUCUCCUUCCUGAAACUUUCAAGGGGAAGAAGUUUGUUCCGGAUAAAGAGAGCUUCCGAAGGUAUUCUUACUUCAAAGAAAAAGGAGACAUAUGGAUUCGGUGCUUCAUUGUUUCUAGUCAGAUUUUUGGUCACGUGUGUGAUGUGCUCAAUAUAGAUGAUCCAAAAGCAGCAACGGUCAACACCGUCAAAGUCGCUUGUCUACCACCUGGAUCUUCAGAUCACCCAAAGAUGAGCGUCGAGACGAACAGUGUACUGACUGACAGCAUUGCAGUUACUAUGCAUAACGAGAAACCGGUAUUGCAACAUGACCCCAGCAUGAUUCUCCGUUUUAAGGAGUCUUUACUGAAGGAUGUUGUACAGCUCGAAAUCAUACCAGCAAUGGAAGAAAAGAUAAUGAAUGAAUUUGGAAUGCCAAUAAGAAUCAGGGUAGAUUGGAACUCUAUUGAAACACGCAAAAGAACAACUGGAUCCGAAACCAUUAUGAAAGCACUGACCGGAGACAAUUUCCGAAACGAGCUUGGGGGUCUACAGGACGUACUGGCUGAUUGUACCGCUAUAAUAGACACCAUCAAAUAUUUAUUCAAUGACGAGACCGUACAGCUAGCACUUAAACCGGUGGCUGGGAUUAAAUAUAUAACAGUCACAUUCGUUGACAGUAUUUCUAGCAAUGACGGACAAAAGAAGUCGCGGAUCGCCACACCAGACAGCAACGUCUUGUGGAACUUUUCCAUGGACAGGUCAGCUUUGAAAUACGACAGGUCCACGUUCCCACUUUUUUUCCAUUUGAACAGAUACCGAACUGCAUGUUUGGCAUUCUGUGACAGUAUAUACAGAAUGUCACAUCGCAAUCCACUUGCUUUAGCUGAUGAUUCGGUAAAUUGGUUCGAAAUCCGGAAAAAGAGAUCGGUAACUCUUGAAGUAGAAUGGAGCUCGUUCCAAAGUACAGACGAGACAGCAUUCAUGGAUCUAGUCGGUCACGGGAUAGCAAGGGAGUUACAAGUGAUGGCUUCUGAAACCGAAGCAAUGUUGCGUCUGACGAUAAACUGUGACCGUGUCAUAGUUAAGAACUCUGCAUCUGCUCUUUACACCGGUAUCACUAUUGACACUCACGGGAAGACUAUCAGUGCCUCGGUUUAUGCUCACCAGACUGCAAAGAAAACUUGGGCAGUUGAAGAAGGCAGAACUGCAGCAAAACUUGGUGACUUAGAAGACAAACAACUAAGUAAUGGAAGCUGGCAGAAGAGUACACAUUCAAUGGUUGAAGACCACAUUGCAAAAACCAGAAAGGAAGUAGAAAAGCGAUUUGGUUUCAAUAUCGAAAUUCUUUUCGAUGAAAAAAGGAUAUUUGUCCCGUUACUUUUGAAGUGCAGAAGAGAAGCUGAGCAUCCACACAAUCUCAUACAGCGAUCAAUGAAGGAGUUUCUGGAAAACUUAAUCGUUGUAUAUGAUAAAGCCAUGUAUGAACUGUUAUCUGGCAUACAUGCAUCGUAUUCGAUUUUCAUGCAAGAACUCGACGUGCACUCUGGAAUAUGGAAGGACUACACAAGAAGAAACGGAAAGAACUCGAAACAAACAAAAGGACUAGUUCUACGGAAGUACGAAAUAUCUCGUAAACGUAACCGAAUUUUUUCAUACAAGAGCGUUGGCUUACCAAUAGAAGAUUACAUGUACGUUGACAACUUCAAAAUGCAGCAGGUGUCACAAGAUGAAAUUGAAGACCAAGCCGUUGUAUCAAAUUCUUACGAGUUUAUGUAUCCAACGAGCACGUUAAUAGACAGGAGUCAUACUGACAACGCCCAGCAUGUCCGUUUCGUAUCAUGCAACGGCAGGAUGUACGAAAUUGUCGACCAGAAUGCACUGAUGAGAGCACUCUACAAACUGACCACAAAAGCGGUAAUGGGUCACGAAGUACUAGAUAUCCUCGAUUUAUUUGGCUCUGAGCGGCUGUUCCUCAAGCUCUUUCCCACACUCGUCAAGGAUAUACAGACCAGCAGCAAAUCUACCACAAUACCGCUCAUAUAUGACUCGUUGUAUAGGAUCAACUGCUUAUAUGGAGUGCGUCACAUACGCAACAUUGUGGUCAAUUGGGAUGAACUGUUUGAUUCAAAUAUAACUUGCCCGGAUGACAGAGUAAGAAAAGUGCAAAGAAUCAUCGGAGCUCUAGAAGAUGCAAUGGAGAAAGCAUAUAGGAAGGAAUCAUUACCAUGCAAUAUGAUGGAAAGAAAUCACGAAGUGUCCAACAAGUCACUCAUGAAAAUAUCAAGCAUUCAUUUAACCAAAGUUCCCGAUGAUUUCAAACCAGACGCUUCAGUUCUUAGGAUAGUUCAACCAAAGGAGAAAGGCCAGCCCCAUUUACAUCUGAGAUCAGGCAACGAAUUAACAGUAGCAUAUCAGAAUUUCAAGAACAUUGCUUUGUUCCAUGACAUCCUCCUGACAGCUGUAGUUCAUGUUCUGGAAGUGGAAGUGAAAGCACAUAUUGAAAGGGGCAUUGCUAAAAAUCCAGAGAAAGACAAAUGGAGGAGGAAACAGUAUGAUGGACCCAAGCUAAUACGACCUAGCCUGUGCUACGUUGAAAGAGUUUUACCAAGAGUUUUGUCUUCUUUGAGUGAGAUUAUGAACACCACAGAAGGAAAGGAAUGUUUACUCUCACAUUUUUUUGAUUUCCAGUUUGCUAAGGCUGAAUCAAAUAGGACGACGGUAGAGCUGGAGGAGGGGUGGUUAAUAUGUUUUCUAUCACCGGAGGACAUGGGUGCUAACAUAGGACAACUUCUCAUGUCAGCUCUCUGUAUCAAAAGUAACGGAUCUCAUUCUCCUGUUCUGCAUUACAAAGGCCCUUGCUUGAACUUCGCAUCCAACGAAGAGAACACACUGAAGGUGAUGGCUACAAAUGGUCAUGGAAACUUACUUCGAACCAUGUGUGACCCACAAUCUUUCACAAUACAGUUGUGGACUAAAGACAAGGAGGAGUCCAAAUCUGUAAACCCAUAUCAGGUUGUGAUGGAUGAAAGUCAGCAAGCUAUCAAAAUAAACUGGAAAAGAGAUGAUGAACUUCCUUCUAAUCACAUGGGACAUGCACAGCUGAUGUACAGGGAUGUGCCAGUGGGGAGCCAAAUAAAUACAUACUUAUGUGACAAAGUUGGUGUGUUAACAGAAAAGUUGACAGAUGGAGGCGGACUUGAGAUCCAAAAGGGGGGAAAUGUACUUGUCAUAGUAGAACAUAAUCCCCAUUGUCAUGUCCAGAGCAGACACGAUAAAACAGCUACCAAUCAGAAAACUGAUGACAUUCAAAAUGGCAUUCAAUUUGUGACCAAAAAUUGCGUGGAUUUCCUGAUUAAGACGAGGAAGAGAACAUUUAGACAACCUCGUCAUCCAAUCAAAAUCAGAGUUUUAUCUGGAGAUCGGAAUGCCCAGUGUAUCAAGCUUCUGUGUUUAGAUAAAUCUAGACGUGUACGUCUCUGUGCACGAUGCAACAUAUGUGGCAGCAUGCUGAGGAUGGUAACACCAUCUGUUGUCAUUCCACCAGGAAAGGACCUGAUUGUCAACCAUUUGAUCAUGGCGGCCGCUAUGGUCCGCCACGGACGUCCGUUCAGAAAUGUCCGAUCUAGAAUCCGCCACGAGAGCGGCGAGGAAGGUGUAAAGUUGGACCUUUCGAAAGAUCCUGGUGAAAAUAUUAAAGAAAUACUGACUGUUGUAACAGUACAACUUCAUGUACAUAAGACUAAGAAGCUAGGCUAUCUGAAUGCUUUUGUUAAACUUCUGUACAAACUGGGAAAGCAGAAAAGCUUGGGAUAUUCAAAACAAGAUAUACUCUGCUGCUUAAGGGUGAGUUUGUUCCACGAGGCCAAGGAGGUGAGAGCGGCGACACUGAGGGUGCUGAGGUACUUCAUACAAGAUGGCGAAACACUGGAUCUCUUAUACAAACUACACAUUGAUUACCUCAUUGUCAGGUCGAUUGACAUGUGCCUGGACAAUGAGGUGGAGAGGAUCCACGCCAUCAAGUUGGUACGGAGGAUAGCACAGCUGGCUCCCCACAAACUCACCUGCUCCCUCAUCUACCCACUUGUCGCCAUUGGUAAUGAUGGGGCGAGUGAAAGAGACCGCAUGGUUCGAGUUUGUCUGUCCACUAUUUGUGAAAUAGCAUUCCUGAACCCAGAACUGGUUGCCAAAUGUGGUGGUGUUGGGAGUAUCCUGAGGGCGGCUCUCGACUGUCACCAAUACCCAAGGAUCAACGAAAGUCUUGUCUGCACAAUACUGCACCUUCUCAACCAUCCACGCACACGGCACCUCAUCAAGUUCAAUACCGAUUUAGAGCAAUUGUUAGCACCAUUCACAGACUGCCAUUACCGGUACAGUGGAGCGGAGACCUCGGAUCACUCCGGAGAGGAUAAAGAAAACCGAUUUUCUGCCAGCAAGAUGGCUAUAGUGUCCAUUAUGAGAUCUUGGCCAGGCAUAAUAAGAUUUUGUCGACCAGAUGGAAGUGGCCUUCAGUCCUUAGUAGGAAUAUUAUACCUGCCGUAUUAUGAGAUUAGGCAAGGAAUUGUUGAAAUUCUUUAUGAUUUAUUCCGUCUUCAAAUACCGGAGUGGACAGACAACUUCUCCACUGCCUUGCUCAGUGUUGAUCCUUCCAUGAUGCGAGACAGCUGGCGACUGACAGAUGGAUUCAUAUGUGAGGAGGGACGAUCAGUAUUACCACACAUGGCCAAAAUAAGACCUAACCUUGUAGAAAAUCAUUUAGCCCUCCUGUUGUCUGCAUGGAUUGGUGCUGGCAUCUUAGAUGCUCUGGUGGAGGUAGUUAUCAGCAGUGAAGAUCAGCUGUUUGUACGGACCACCAUUCUGCUCGGCCAACUGAUGCACAUGGCCAGCACCCUGUUACCUAACGAGUGUAGCCACCACAGCCACUGUCUUCCUACUCUCAUGGCCAUGGCCUCUGCUGCAAACAUUCCUCAGCAGCAACAGCAUCGAGCAUGUAAUGCUGUGUCUUACCUUGACCGGUUACAUUCCAUGAAGAAACGAGGUAUAGUGCCAUGUAGUUUGUACCUGGACCAUCUCAUAAAGAACAUGGGGGGCCGGAAAUCACCGUUCUCCAAACACUUCCACCAAAACAAGAAUAGGCUCAACUCCUACUAUAUCAACAAGCUGUCGUCAGAAGACAUGGUGAUGCAGACUAUAAAGGACUCACAGGUUCUGUAUACCAAAGACAACUUUACUUGGGACUGGGACCUGAUAGCCUCGAUCCUUAAGUGGCCACUUGAUAAACAGAAGAAGCUGGAUGAACAGAUGCUAUCCCGGUUUAUGAAGCGAUUGAUAUACUUUUUCAAGCCCACCAACCAUUUGUUUUCUCGUCUGGAAGUUGGACACAAGUUGGCUACUAAGAUUGCUCAUGCAGGUUGUCUACUGAUGGAGUUUUUAAUGGAGUGUGGGCAGGAGGAUGUUAAGAAACACUUUGUAGACUUGAUCAAUGACAUAGGGCAGUGUUUGUCAGAGGUUGGGAGCCAGCACCUUGCUGCAGAGGCUGUUCUCAGUCCUAGUAAUACCAUCAACACAUGUAGCCAAUUUUACUUCCUGUUCCUAGGAAAGAUCUCGGUCACCGCCAAAGGUGACAAACUCCUGGAGAAAUGUGGCAUCUAUCAAUAUUUGUUGGACAUUGUGAGUGUGGCACCCCAAGACAGCUUUGUGAAGCUGACGGUAUCUUGUCUAAGCUACAGUCAGGAGGGCAACUGUAGGGCGAUACUGACCAAGGCUCUCUGCGCUUCUACAGAGAGUGCUCGUAUGUACUGUACAAAGUUCCUGCGGGUGUUACUGCGCGUGAGGGUUCCUGGCUUCAGUACAUGGGGAAUGGAACUCCUGACCACACAGUUAUAUGACCAGAGUCGAAACAUCUCUCUUGCUGCUCUCGGGGUCAUGGAGGAGGCCUGUGAGAUUGAUACAUGCCUGAAUUCGUUAAUCAAGUUGCGACCCUCGUGUCUACAUCUGGGAGAGAAGGGUCGCUUAGUCACCUGUAGGUUCAUGUCAACAUCACGCGGAUUCCGUAAUCUGAUGGAUGCCAACUAUGUAUCUAAUGAACUGGAGAUUUGGGAAAAGACGUUUAACAUCAAGUAUGUGAGCAUUGUAGACGAACUGUUAAAUGAAGCUCUCACAACCUAUGAAAAGACGUAUGAAGGAUCCUUUUCACGGAGGUCAAGUAGAAAACGUCCCAGCAAAGAUGCAUUCCUGCCAGUUCAUUUGUAUGGUCAGCUCACACAGACCAAAGAAGGCUUUCAGCUGUUACGACAACAGGAAUGUAUAGAAGAAUAUUUCCAAUGUAUCCGCUGCCAAGAGUUGAUGACAGAUGAAGAUAAUACAAAACUGAAGACUGCCCUUUGGGCUGUGGGCCACAUUGGAAGUUCUACAUGGGGUGUUAACUGGCUAGACGAGGAACGCCUGUUUUCUGAAGUCAUACGGCUAGCUGAGGAGUGCGGAGUGUUCUCUAUCAGAGGGACAGCCUUCUACGUGCUGGGAUUGCUGGCCAGUACACGGGAGGGGGCGGAACUCCUUACUCAACUUGGCUGGGAGUCGUGUUGGCACUCGCGUGGUGAACUAUGGCCAGUGGUUGAGGAUCGUGCAGAGAUGCUAACAGACUUGGACGAUGCAUCAGAAAGUGUGUUAAGCUUUGGCAGCACGUCCAGAUCUGAGUUAGAAUACCGCACGAGUAUACACUCCCCCGGCAUAGCCUCCAACAGUCUGUUCUUUAUUGCAGAAGAGGAAAAGUCUUUGUUCAGUGACGGAGAUAAACUGCCUUGUGAUAACAACCGUAACAUAGACACCACGAACAUUCCAGACAACCCUCAGGCGGCCAUUAUCCGCAGUAAAACACUUCCAUUUGAGUCUCCCACCUACAGAAGGUAUAACAGCCUGCCUUUACAACCUAAAUCUGUCAAAAGUUUCUCCAGAAGCAGUAAACAGCGAGAUCGAACAUUUAGUGAUGAUUCUGAUAAAAGGGUGGGCCAAAAUGUUGCUCUUUCACCAGUGUCGCCUUCAGAAUUCCUACCUUUGACUGAGGAGUUUGCCUCCCAAAACCAGAGCACCUCAAUUUCCCCCAAGGGAAAUAACUCUGAGGAGUCCACUGUUAUACCUGUGAUAUGUUUGCCUGAUGAAUCCUCAGAGCCUGAACCUGUGACAACAGAAAAGGAGGAAAGUGUUAAGGACAAAGAGGUCACAGACUCAAAAGUCAUUUUACGACAAGAAACAUUUGACAAAUGUAAAGUGGCAAAGCGUUCACCUAUAUUCCGAGAUGGCAGGAGCAGUAGUAGUGAAAGUUCUCGGUCAAGUAAAAACCGUGCAGAUAGCUUCAAUACAGACUCCACAACCAGUGGUGUUAGUUCAUGUGAGUCAGGACCCAACACCUAUAUCUCCUCCGAGGGUGUGUCACUCAGUCCAAUAGCUAGCUCUACCUCCCUCAACACUGUUGGAGUCAAGUCUCAGCAGGGCUCCUCCCUCGAAACCAAAGACCUCAUCCACCCGUCCACUGUGAGGAGAAAGUCUAUGAAUCUUAACCGUGUUCCUAGCUUAAGAAAGUUGCAGAGUAACCCAGCAUAUGGAAUUCUGUCAUCAUCACGGAUGGAAGGACUGACAUCUGAGAAUGCCAUAAUGUACACUUCUAGUAGAGAUGCAUAUGGUUAUGCCACAUGGCGGUCAAUCAAGCGUCAGCGUACAGUCAGCUCUGACCUUGACUCUGACCUUGGCAUCAGUAACCUGUAUGACGAGGAGGGCACAACAGGCACUCUUAGUCGGAAGUCAAGUGUGGAUUCUAAAUUAAGUCUUGACCUUUUUGGCGGGACAGCCAGUAGACUGAGUUUGGGAAUGACGAGAAAUGCUAGCGGAGUAUCCCUGUGCGAGAUGGAUGGGCGCCCAUCCAGCCCUAUGGGUGCCAUGCCAAAAGCGUCAUUACAGAAGCGUCGACCACACACAGGAGAGUCGGAAUUUGUAGGACUUACCUUACCUGUUGAUAUCAACAUGAUGUUUGAGGUACGCGAAGGGGAGGACAAACGUUCACAGUCGGGCGUAUUUGACCGGACAGAGGACAUUCAAACAAGUCGCAGCAGAAAGGUGUCAUCAUCUGGCAAGAGGUCUAGAACUACAUCGUCAUCAACUGCCAGGGGUGACGGAAUCAUCGGGUCUGAUCACAACAUGUCUGUCUGUGUGGCCUGUUACAGACUUCAAAUGAUAGGACAGACAGAUGGGCAGGGGGACAAAGAAGAUGGUAUACCUGAUGCAGACUUUGAGUCGGACGGCCAAGGUAGUGUUACUGUGAUCGAGCGUGAGGACGACCCAGGCAGUUUACUGGAGGCGGUCAAACAACAGAAAGGUGACCGACGGACUCGCCUCGACAGUCUCAACGAGCUGUCGUCUGCCACUCCUGGAAGCAUGACCAGCUAUACUAGUACUGACUCUCCAACCAAGAAGAUGUCAUUUGAUAGCAUUCAUGGCCGUGCUCUCAUCAGACAAGAGGUCCGAAAACUGGUCACCAACCUCAGCAGCUCUGUAGGAGUCAAGGGGUCAGAACAGGGACUUUUGGGGUUGAAGCAGAAGUUUCCCAAAGUUUUCCAAGAUAUUUGUUUUUACUCUGAGGUAAGCCACAUCAUGACUGUCUGUUCCUUCCGACUGACUGCACGAAGAUUUAUACAGGAGCUCUUUGACGAGUUUGACAUUUCCAAGCUACUGGAAGAAGCCAGGUGCAUUCUGGGUGUUGUCGUGGAAACAGAGAGCACAGGACCAGUAACCAACAAACAAGACACCCUGGACAGUGUGUGGGAAAACAUAUUCUGAAAUGUCUUAAAAACAAAUGAAGACAACCCUGGAUUGUGGAAAUAAUGCCUAGAAAUGUCUUUCGUAAGACACAUCAGAGAGUAUGGGAAAACAUAUUCUGAAAUGUCUUAAAAACAAAUGAAGACAACCCUGGAUUGUGGAAAUCAUGCCUAGAAACGUCUAACGUAGGACAAACCAGACAGUAUCGGAAAACAUAUUCUGAAAUGUCUUCCAGAAAGAAAACAAAACGGCCUGCAAACAAGAUACUCUAUGUAAAGUGUAGGAAAGCUUUAAGGGAAAAAUGGUUGUCCUAUAUUAUGUGAAAGUCUGGUAAAUGUUUGUCUUACAGUUCAGACUUAUUGGAUAGCACCACUUAGUGGAAAACAUUUCCAAAAUGUCAAACACAUGAACAUCUCUGGCAUGUGAUUAAGCACGCCUGGUACUCGACACCCAGAGAAUAGACACGACAGUGGGUACCAUGGUGUGUGAAAAUAUUAGAGAAGAUGAAUUUAAGAGUGGAAGGAAUCUUUUGAAGUUUCUAAUUCAAGUAAAUGUUGUAUUUCAAGAUUAUGUCUAAAACCACUGUAAUAUUCAAGUAAAGUGCUUUGUGUUAAGGUGUUAUUUGAGAUUAAGGUGUAUUAAUGAACAUGUUAUCUUUGUAAAGCCCUGAGGCAAAUACUGGUACAGGCACCACUCAGCCGUGUUUUAGCCUCAGAAAAUGACGGUUACUGUAUAUUUAUGUAGAUUUAAUACAAGAUGGACAAAAUACAACCAUCAAAGGUUUUGGAGUGAUAUCUAGUAAUUAUGAUCAAUACCCAGUUACUAUCAGUUGUGUAGUAAUUUACUGCAACAAAUCCAGGAUAUGGCUUUAACCAUGCAAUGAUGCACUGUUCCAAAAGACUAAGAUGAACUAGUAUUGACCAUAAAACAGGAACUAGAUUAUAUUUCUCAUGCCUGUACUACACGAAAGUUCUAAUACUCCUUCAGCACAGCAUAGAGUUAACCUGCCAUGGACCUCCAAAUUCCCUUAUACACAAUUACAAGUAAUACUUUAAUUGCUUUGAUUUACUAUUGUUCCUAUACAAAAGUCAAUUUAUUACGUAUUAAGUUUUUACAGACGGAAGUAAAUUAUUGUGCUGGAUGUUUCUUAAAUAAGACGUACCAGUAAUGCACAGGAAAGAAAAUCUUAAAAAUCAAGUAUUUCAUGAAAUAUCAUAGGUUAGAGAAACAAGAAAUGAAGUUUAAUUAUGUGUUUUUUUCUCAUGAUAGUGUUCAAGGGUGUAGAUUUCAAUUAACCUUGUGUCAGGAACAGUUUACUAUGAAAAUAAAUAGGUUAGGCUGGUAGAACUUUUCUAAUUCUACCUUCUUUACUCUUAAAUAUGAAAUGUACAUCCCUGGUGUUCACAUUCUAGAUAUGCUGUUAAAUAAUGCUUUACUGAAAUUUGUGUAUAUAUGUCAGAAUAUAUUAAUGUUCGAGUAUAUUCACUUGAAUCAAUCAUGAAAUUAUUACCGCCAUUCAAAUGUCCUCGAUCACCGUCCUGUACGAGUGACAAAAAUGUAUUUUACAGGUAAGCACGAAGUAUUGUUCACCUAGAUUCUCUGUGUCCAUCCAGUUAUAUAGGAAAUACUACUGACACAAUAUAUAGGGCUGCUAUGUUUUACACUUGUUGCUAAAGGAUGUGUCGUCGUGCAACUUAGUUGUAAACGGAAUACAUCCAUCUAUCCCCAUCCCACCGAAUGGUAACGUCUUCUAAAGUGCAAUAUUCAAUAUUUCCUGACGCUUAGACAAUGCAUUAUAUGCAUAAAUGAAUGAUCUUGUGUAUUUUUUAUAAAUGAUUAUAAAGGAAUGUUUUUGUAAUUAAACUUAAGUACCAUAAGGUUGAGUGAAAUUGAUCAAGUAUGUGUGAUAAAUGAAUAUGACAUGUGAACACUAAUCAUGUAGGAUGACUAUACACCAACAUUACCAUAAACAUACACAUGCAUACAUGUAGUACUGUAUUACAUCCAUGUAGUACUGUAUAACAUCCAUGUAGUUCUGUAUUACAUACAUGUAGUACUGUAUUACAUCCAUUUAGUAGUGUAUUACACCCAUGUAGUACUGAAUUACAUACAUGUAGUAUUGUGUUACAUCCAUGUAGUACUGUAUUACAUACAUGUAGUACUGUAUUACAUACAUGUAGUACUGUAUUACAUCCAUGCAGUACUGUAUUACAUCCAUGUAGUACUGUAUUACAUCCAUGAAGUACUGUAUUGCAUCCAUGUAUUACUGUAUUACAUACAUGCAGUACUGUAUUACAUACAUGCAGUACUGUAUUACAUCCAUUGUACAUGUAUGUGUGCUGUGUAUUGAACACAAAAGUGCUAGUCACGUUAUUUCAUGAUCUGACCCGGCAUCCUUGUAGUAUAUCUAGCUUAAGCUCUAGUCAAAAACUCAUUCAUCCCUGAAGACACAUUUCAGCUCUCCAAAUUCACAGGUUGGAAUAGUCCAAUCAAGGUUAACAAGUUAAUAUUUGGUGUAAGCAGUCUGCCAAAAUUUGUAUAUGGUAAAUUAGAAGCAGAUCUAGAGCUAGUGAUGUGAUCAGUAUGCUAAUUUGUUAUACUCUAAAUUAGGAGCAGAGGUCACUGUGUAACUCUUUUGAUACUUCAGUAGGUAUUUUCAGAAUGUUUUGUCACUAAAAAGUGUCUAUGUUAGCAAGUUUCCACUAUAUGAACAUGUGGAAUUGAUUAGUCUUUGAUGAUAUAAGUCCUUCUUCCCUAUUGGUCAGUAGGUUGUAGUUGGUAAGCAGGAAAGUUACCUACUUAACCCUUUCAUCACUGUAGACCAUAAUGGACUCAUCCAGAUCAAUGCAUGGUAGAGUCUACUAAAAUAAUUAUAUAGGUGUGAAAGGGUUAAAUGACACAUCAAUGAUCCUAAUUCAGGAAAAAUUUAAUCACCUAGGAAGAAGGCUAGAAUUUCCAAACACAAAUGAUGGCCGUGUUCACCUUCUGUUGUGUUCUUAUUGGUGAUAGUGCUAGAAUUUUUAAUAUGGUACAGUUUAGUAUUUGUUUGGCUGGAAGCUGAAAUAUUCUACCAAAAUCAAAGAUUUUUUUCCACAAUAUACAGAUUUUGAUAGAGGAAUAACUUGAAUUUUGACAUCAUGUUAACCCAAACACUUUGUGUAGAAAACUAAUGUGAUCUGUAUAAACGUGCUUGUGUUAAAAAUCAAUUUCCUUAGGCUUUAUAAUCUUAUCUUAACUGACAAUGUUUAUUAAUUGUACUAAAUACUGAUCUUUUGGAAAUUUUCUAAAGAAAGUGGUGUGUUCAGAGCUUCCAAUGUUAAAUCAUGAUCCUGUGCUAUUUCAUCGUGCUCGAUAUCUAUUAAAAAGUGCCAUAGUCCGGUAUGGAUUUGUACUUAAUGUGUUAUGUUGUAAAUGUGAUGAUUUGUUUAAUAGUCUCAGAGAAACUGUGUAUUGAUGAAGAAUAUCAACAAGAACAUGACCAAAACUACAUGUAAGACAUGGACAAAACAAAGAGGUGACGAAAUCGUUAUCUCCGUAUUCAACCAUGUUUCUCAACUCUCAAAGUCUGUAUAUGUUUUGUAAUAUAUGGUACCUGCUAUAUCUGUAGGUGUAUGUUGUCAGGAAAAGGUCCUAUUGUAAUAGGUUGAUGUAGUCCUAGUGCUUAGUUGAUACUUGUGGAGUCGGAACACAGUAUGGCCAGUAUUGAAGAAUGAAAUGUAAUUAAAUGUACGUUUCUUUUAUAUGUUAAAAUGUAAUAGAUGUGAAUUCAAUGCUCUUGUUUGUAAUUAAAUAUAAAUUAUAUGUUUUGUUUCCUCUCGGUGUGUACAUAUUUUAAAGAGUAUAACUGUAUGUGUAAUUCUCGGAGUAUACACAUUUUACAGAGUAUAUCUGUAUGUUUGUAAUCUUGGUGAAAGGAUUUGUAUGUUUGCUUUUUAUGUGCUCCAGUCCAAAUAUUUUGCAAUUCCUGCAGCCUAUAUGUGUUAAUGCUAUAAUAAGCAGAGAUUGUAUGUGAUAGCACUUGCAUGAUGGAUCAAACCAUUUUAUUUAUACUGUUAAGUUUGUCAGACACCGACUGUUAUGUUGUCGGCACACUGUUGUGUAAUAUUCACAAUACAGAGAAAUGAGAGUCAAGGAAUAAAGAUAAAAUGAAAAUA
This is a messenger RNA of Mizuhopecten yessoensis (Yesso scallop), 21595 nucleotides long. RefSeq lists its product as uncharacterized. Lineage: Eukaryota; Metazoa; Mollusca; Bivalvia; Pectinida; Pectinidae. Gene Ontology annotation, molecular function: protein serine/threonine kinase activator activity; protein binding. The transcript has 45 exons. Gene Ontology annotation, cellular component: TORC2 complex. The record is from RefSeq and is a predicted model, not a curated record. Gene Ontology annotation, biological process: TORC2 signaling; positive regulation of phosphatidylinositol 3-kinase/protein kinase B signal transduction. The coding region runs from base 78 to 17462 and encodes 5794 amino acids.